Messenger RNA from Entamoeba invadens IP1, 1089 nucleotides. RefSeq lists its product as hypothetical. The transcript has a single exon. NCBI's taxonomy places the organism in Eukaryota, Evosea, Mastigamoebida, Endamoebidae. Bases 1 to 1089 code for a protein of 362 amino acids. The record is from RefSeq and is a predicted model, not a curated record.
AUGAAAUCAUUUGAUGCAGAGCCGUGCUGUUUGACUGUCAAGAAGCCACAGAUGCUAUUACAUAUAAUAAAAGAGCACACUCAAUUUUGUGACUACAUUAAAAAAGAGAUAGUGAAUGACACCGAGUUUGAAGCCCUAUUUGAAGACACUCGAAAAAAAGAGGUCUCAACACAAACACUUAUCAGUGCGUUCAAGUCUGCGUUUUGUGAAACAAAAGUCGACACUUUUAGAAUCGCGACGUUACCUCCAUUUAUCACAGCCAAAAGUUGUAUUCUUGUGGUUGUAAAUCAACACGCUUCAUACCUUCAAACUAUAGUUGAAAAGAUGAAGAAUGUGGACUACUUUUCGGACGUCAGUAUAGUUGCUUCGGGUCCUAUACGAGUUGUGGCAAAGUCCUCAUUGCUCAAAGUGCAAGUCAUGUCGAAUGACGACGCUGAAUUUUGUUUUCAGAUCAUCGAGAACAUAGAAAAAGAGACGAUAAGAACACCUGCAAUUAAUAAAGCACUUUUUGUGUUUGCUAAGGUUGUUGGGAAAAUUGACGGAGAGUGUUCAUUCACGCACCUUGCAAUGGAAAUGGAGAAUUUUGUUCUCUCACUUAAAGCAAUCCAAAACGUUUCUAACGCUUUCAACUUUGAGAACAUUCAAAUGACUGUGACACAAUACUUUAAAAAGAAGAACCUCGAUUUUGUAUUCCCUGAUGAACUCUUUUCCGUUCCUGUUUCAUCAAAAGACGUCUCGUUAGUCAUAGCUUUUGCUGGAAUACCCCCACAAACAACAACACUUGAUAUCCAAACAGCAUUACUCCCAUUCAAAGCAAUAGAGUUUUUGUUUUAUCAACCUUCUUUCUUCUCUUCACAAACAAGAAAAUGUGGGGUCUUUUUUGCACGAUUCGAUACUUUGGAAGACUCAAAGAGGGCGUUUUCACAACCAAAAAAGUUCUUUGCAAGACAUGCAGAGUACUUUGAAAAAUCCAUAUUCGAACACCCGCCAAGUGGAUUUGUACAAUGUACGAUGGAUACAAUUGCGUGGCUUACUGAUGAGGAACUAAUCUUGACAAAUGAUACUUUGAGUGAUAAAUCGAGUGACUAA